Epinephelus fuscoguttatus (brown-marbled grouper) is the source of this 2482-nucleotide messenger RNA. RefSeq names its product calcium binding protein 1a (gene cabp1a). Gene Ontology annotation, molecular function: calcium ion binding. The record is from RefSeq and is a predicted model, not a curated record. The coding region runs from base 201 to 1406 and encodes 401 amino acids. Lineage: Eukaryota; Metazoa; Chordata; Actinopteri; Perciformes; Serranidae. The transcript has 7 exons.
CUGCAGCGACGUGUGUGCCCCUCUGCUGAGCAGUCUGCGCGCGCUCCGGCCGCGCUGCCGCACAACAAUCAGGUGGUGAAAUGUAGCCUAACUUACCGCGGGCAGCCUCUGCUAUGCUAUUAUGGGUCGACCAUGGAGAGAAAACGGUGUAUGAUGUCGAUGAUCAACCCACCGAGGCAGACUAGACCAGAUCCGCAGCAAUGAGCUCCUCCUUUCCAAAAUCUGAAUCCACGACCUCCUUACUGAAAUCAUCCUCUGCGGCGAAGAGACCCACACACCUCCCCGAACGCACAGCAGAAAGCCGGAGAAGUCAGCAUCACCAUCAGCAUCAGCAUCAGCACCAGCAUCACCACCGUCCCGCUGCACUCCAGAGCAGCAGCAGCAAAGCCGAGGAGUCCUUCUGGUCGGCCGAGUGCGACAUUAGUGCCCGGAGACCCCUGUGUCACCCGUCCCUCAUCGGCAGCCAGGACAGUAGUAAUGAUACAGCCACUCGAGGCAAGAGUAAGUCACAUGCCCCCCACAGCCAAGUUCCGGACCCGCCGGAGCCAAACGGCGAGGCGGGCCGAGGUGUGAGGGAGCGCUGCAGGGCAUCCAAGCCCACACACCGGCACCACCACCGCAGGAAGCACAACCGGGAGGACCGUCCAGCGGCAGCGGGACCACCUGAACCUGAGCAUCCCCGUCGCUGUCACACGCACGCACGCCCGGUCCCCAGGGUGCCCUCUCUGUCGGACAGCAACGAUGACAGGGCUCCCCUCUGUGAGCCGAAGGACCAUAAAGGGGUCAGUGUGGCGAACAGCGGGGGUCAUGUCAGCAGUCCAUCCCCGUCCUCCUGCUCCCUGGUCCCGCUGUCCAGCAGAUCCUCUCGCCGCUCCCGGAGGUCUAGUGCUGCUUCUUCUGCAUCUGAUAUCAAUUUACGCACGAUCCUCAAUUCACUAUUUGGGCAGGACAGAGAGCUGCGGCCAGAAGAAAUGGAUGAGUUACGGGACGCUUUCAAAGAGUUCGACAAAGACAAGGACGGUUUCAUCAGCUGUAAAGACCUUGGAAACUGUAUGAGAACUAUGGGAUACAUGCCCACUGAAAUGGAGCUGAUUGAGCUGAGUCAACAGAUAAACAUGAACUUGGGAGGUCAUGUUGAUUUUGAGGAUUUUGUAGAGUUGAUGGGCCCAAAACUCCUCGCCGAAACUGCAGACAUGAUUGGAAUAAAAGAGUUAAAAGAUGCGUUUCGAGAGUUUGACACUAAUGGAGAUGGUGCCAUAAGCACAUCAGAGCUCCGAGAUGCAAUGAGGAAGUUGUUGGGCCAACAGGUGGGUUUAAAGGAAGUUGAAGAUAUCCUGAGGGAUGUUGACCUGAAUGGUGAUGGGCUUGUUGACUUUGAAGAGUUUGUACGAAUGAUGUCUCGCUAAGAUCAUAAAAUGAUCGGUCCUGAAUGUGAAGCUGUGUCCGUCUCUAUACUUGACCAAGUACACCAGAGGACAAGCUAAGAUCUCUGAGCCAUCAAAAAUCUGAAUGACACUGGAAUCAAAACUCCUCGAAUGUUAGGGAGCGAGGAAUCACCUCACACUUUCAAUCAAUAAGUGUUCUUCCUGAAAAGUCUCCAGUUCAACUGAGGCAGAAUUUGCUGUAGCCUAGCUGAUGAUUGUCCAACUUAUGUUUUUGCACUUUAAUUCUCACUAAAUAACUUCCUGUGUGGAUAGAUUGCUGGUGUCUUGUCUCAUUCUCUACAUGGUAAAAAUAAGAGUCGCAAAAUGUCGCCUUCAAUGUACAACUAAGUCGGUGUGAGAGAGUGAAUGCCUGGAGAUAAGAUGUUAAGAUCAGUACACUGUUAAACAUUUCAGUAUGUCUCCACACAGUAUGUGUUAUAUUAGAGAUUGUAAGUGGAAUGUCCUUGUCCUGUGACAUUGGUGCUCCAACCAGGAACCCAUGUGGCAAUAUAACACCUGUAUUGUAACUGUGUGACCAUCUGUGACUUUUCACUGUGCCAGUCGAGUCCUGUAAAAGCAUCACUGUCUGACAACUACAUGCAACCAAGAAGCAGAUCUCUAAUAUUAAUGAGAAACAGAACUCUGACACAUUUCAUAUGUUAUUCACUACGGUCUUAGAUCGAGGGCAGUGGAAACACCAUUUACAAGGACGCACAGCUCUUGGUUUGCAGCAUUAUAUGCUAUGUCUUUCAAUACUCACAGGUCCAAAGUCCUUAAGCUUGCUUUAGGAACAAGUAAUGUCUGGUUUUAUAAAUUCAUAUUGCCCUGUCUAAGAUCAUACAGAAGGAAUGACAUAUGAACUGUAUUUACGGUGGAUGUGACUAUGUUGUACCCGUACUGUAUGUCAAUGUCAAUAUGAUUGUAGUUGUGGUAAUGUUCCACAUAUCUGUCUUGUUCAAGCAAUUUUUAUGCAUGCCAAAGAGAAAAUUUUAUUAAAUUCAGUAUGCACAUUUACAUUUUUUGUCUAACAAAUUAAACAAAAUGUUUCGCCAAGUUAA